This is a messenger RNA of Ilyonectria robusta, 1992 nucleotides long. RefSeq lists its product as uncharacterized. The record is from RefSeq and is a predicted model, not a curated record. The coding region runs from base 1 to 1554 and encodes 517 amino acids. NCBI's taxonomy places the organism in Eukaryota, Fungi, Ascomycota, Sordariomycetes, Hypocreales, Nectriaceae. The transcript is spliced from 3 exons.
AUGCACUCAAGAACACGAACGAACAAGGGUGUCAAGAAUCACAACAUCGUAUCACAGUCCUUCCGACAAAAAAUUCUGCACACGUAUAUUUUCCCAGGAGAUCCUGUUUUAUUCCCUCCUGUAUUUCUGUGGGAAGAGCGUGAAGCUGUGCUUCAUUUCAGUUUUACAAUCGCCGCAUUUACUGGCACAGUCACUCGUUUAUCCACCAUCAUGAUACAAUUACGAUCUAUCUUCGGGCCCAUGGGGCUCCUGGUUUUAUUUUUGGGAGUUGUCCAGGCAAUCGAGUGCACCAACGUGACGAUUGCAGACGCAAGUGAUGCUAUCGAGGUCCGAAAUGAUUGCACGAUAAUCAGCGGAAACCUGGGUUUCGCCAAGGCCUUGAGCGAGACCAUCAAUCUUGAUGGUGUUGAGGAAAUCCAAGGUGACAUUACUCACUCCGGCUGCGAGGAAGCUUGGGAAGACUGCGAGAUCCCAUCCGCUUUCUCGAUUUCCAGUUCCACACUUACGAAAGUCGGGGGUGCCAUUGAAUUUUGGUACUUUCAAGGCCUCGAGGAGAUUAGCUUCCCGAAACUUGAAGUAGUCCAGGGCUCUGUGUCCCUAAAGCGCCUUGGGGAGCUCAAGCGCCUGGAUAUCACGAAGCUCGCACGACUGGGGUACUUUAUACUCGAAGCAGCAAACCUCACGAGCAUGGAGCACGAAGGUCUUGAAGGCUUCACGGGGGAAAACAAGUACGGCACCGUUUCGUUUUGGGCUGCGGCAGUCAAAUCGGUGGACAGCUUUUUCAGCUAUCCCAUCAGUGCCAAUGGCACCGCUGACCAGUCGAGCAUUACCAUCUCAGGCGAGAAUCUCCCUAACGUCAAGAAAAUCAAUUUCGGCUGGGCCAAGGCUCCCGAGCUCUGGGUUUCUGGCAGCGACAUUGCCGUGACUAUUGGAACAUCCAGGACGGCCAGUGUGGAUAUCGACAAUAUUGUGCUUAAAGGCAACGUCACCAAGCUCGAGCGUCACGAUUCGGUGAAGAACUUGACCGUUGGGAGCUUUACUAUGGAAUCAGAUAACGCGAUGGUGGACCUUGAGCUCCCGUUCGAUCAGUUGACAAAACUAAAACUUCUCAACAGCGACGGUCUCCAAAGCGUGAAGCUACCUCAGGCCGCUCUCAACUGGUCAAACUUUGACCUGGAAAUUUCUUCCUGCGACAACCUCAACUUGAGCUCCGAGUACCUUGGCAGCGAGCGAGUGUGGUACUGGCCGGAGACCAAUUUGUCUAGGAUCUCCAUCGCCCGUGUCAACGUAUCCAACGGCUUCUUUGAAUCCUUCAUGGAGAACCAUGCCGAUGGGAACAACACCCAAAAGGUCCUGGAGGAGUUCACAAUAAACCCUAACCCAUCCCAAGCUAUUGCCUUUAAUUGCACGCCCUUUGACGAACUGAAAAACCGAGGUGUAUUGCCUGAUGAUUACAGUUGCAAAAAUGCCACAUCUGUCGCUAGCCCCAUCGCGGUUCAAAACCUGUGGCAUUAUGGGGUUGCCUUUGGGGCCAUCGCUUUCGGUUGCAUUUAAUUAUGAAGGAGGUAUGGGAAUGGCUGAUGGUAUAAAUGAUGUUUUAAUGUAUUGGGUAUGUGCGAAAUAAUUUGAGAGAAAUAUUAUGGGCUGGAAGAGAUAUCUUGGUUCUAAGAUUUAGUGUCGAAAUUCAACUUCUGGGAACAAUGGUCAGAUUUGCAUCAAUGCACGUUUCACCAAAUGAUGUUCGUGACAUGAGAUGAUACAGUCCCAGCAUAGCCAAGGUAUUUUCUCCUAUCGAGUUUCCAUCGGCCAACCGCCUCAAAUGGAACCGGAUGUGGUGCACUUUUCGGCAGUUUGGCGCCGGCCGGCCAAUGGUUCGCUUUUUACAUUUGCACGGUGUCAACCUUGUGUGGCGAAGCGGUCGGUGGCAGUGCACAGCCACUUGAUCUGCGAGCGGGUGCCUAGUCUUGUAUCUUCCCUUUUCCCCAUUGCACC